Messenger RNA from Triticum aestivum (bread wheat), 1695 nucleotides. Its product is annotated as lactoylglutathione lyase. Bases 484 to 1359 code for a protein of 291 amino acids. Lineage: Eukaryota; Viridiplantae; Streptophyta; Magnoliopsida; Poales; Poaceae. Gene Ontology annotation, cellular component: cytoplasm. The transcript has 9 exons. Gene Ontology annotation, molecular function: metal ion binding; lactoylglutathione lyase activity. The record is from RefSeq and is a predicted model, not a curated record.
CCUCCCCUUUCUACUUGGGAUUCUUAUCUGUAUAAUUUGAUUUGUUCCAAGCACUGCGGAUGGGCAGGAUUUUUCGAAAAUACUGUAGAAAUCAUGGGCAAAAUCCCCCGAUCCGACCUUUUAUAGAACCACCUCAAUCCAACUACACGUGUGUGCACUUUGCUGGAGUUUUUUCUCAAAAAGAAAAAAUAAAGUUCGGUUUAGGAGGAGAACCACACUUAGGUUGGAAUCUAUAUUGGUGGUAAGAGGAUGAGACGCUUUCAGAUCUUGAGCUGGGCUGGGAAAACGCUAAUUUUAUUUUUUACGAGUGAGUAACGUUUCUGUUAUGUGAAGUGGCUGUUUUGGCAGACUUUACUUCGCAAAACGAUUACAUUGUUGAUGGUGGAUGGAGAGUAAGACAUGCUCUCUCGACUGAUAUUAUGCUUUUGAAGCAUUCUGAUUUUGUGCCAUGAUUCUGACUGUCUCUGACAAGUGACAACAGGGAUGGCAACCGGUAGCGAAGCUGGAAAGCCCGCGGAGGUCGUGCUGGAGUGGCCUAAGCAGGACAAAAAGAGGAUGCUGCAUGCUGUUUACCGUGUGGGAGAUCUGGACCGUACCAUUAAGUGUUACACAGAAUGCUUUGGGAUGAAGCUGUUGAGGAAAAGAGAUGUUCCUGAAGAGAAGUACACCAAUGCGUUUCUUGGGUUUGGACCUGAGGACACUAAUUUUGCACUUGAGCUGACUUACAAUUAUGGUGUUGACAAGUAUGACAUUGGAGCGGGCUUUGGACAUUUUGCCAUCGCAAAUGAGGAUGUGUACAAGCUGGCUGAGACAAUUAAAUCAUCUUCUUGUUGUAAGAUCACUCGUGAACCUGGUCCUGUCAAGGGAGGGUCCACUGUGAUUGCCUUUGCACAAGACCCAGAUGGUUACAUGUUCGAGCUUAUCCAGAGGGGUCCGACGCCUGAGCCUCUCUGUCAAGUUAUGCUUCGUGUUGGUGACCUUGAUCGGUCUAUCAUGUUCUACGAGAAGGCCCUUGGGAUGAAGCUUCUGAGGAAAAAAGAUGUGCCUCAGUACAAGUACACAAUUGCCAUGAUGGGCUAUGCCGAGGAGGAUAAGACCACUGUUCUGGAGUUGACAUACAACUAUGGUGUCACAGAAUAUAACAAGGGCAAUGCAUAUGCUCAGGUUGCUAUUGGCACUGACGAUGUGUACAAGAGUGCUGAAGCAGUUGAGCUGGUUACCAAAGAACUAGGUGGAAAGAUUCUACGGCAGCCUGGGCCACUACCGGGGCUGAACACGAAGAUCACCUCUUUCCUUGACCCCGAUGGCUGGAAAGUGGUUCUGGUGGAUCAUGCGGACUUCCUCAAGGAACUCCACUAAAGAUCAGCAGGCCCCACGCCCGGGAGUUGUUGAAGAGGCAAACCUUAUGCAGCAAUGGUCUUUGAUGUAAUAAAAUGGCAGCCUCUUCCGCUCGACCAACAAAAAUAAAAGCUACUGUACCACCGAAUACCUAUGCCGUGAUUGGCCUAGUUAGAGGACUUGCUCUGUACAGUAUGUGCUAUGAUCGCUGAACAUGAAUACUCCUACUACUGAGAUGGGUCUGCAUGCGCAGUCGGAGAGUGGUUUCCAAUGAUCUGAUAUGUUUUCUACCUCUGUUUUUGAACUGCAAAAAUGUCUUAUAUUUAGGAAUUUGAACUGGAAAACGGCUUAUAUUUA